Molecule: messenger RNA, 3369 nt
Organism: Acanthopagrus latus (yellowfin seabream)
Lineage: Eukaryota; Metazoa; Chordata; Actinopteri; Spariformes; Sparidae
Gene: gpat2
Product: glycerol-3-phosphate acyltransferase 2, mitochondrial
Exons: 24
Coding region: 497-2917 (806 amino acids)
Cellular component (GO): mitochondrial membrane
Source: RefSeq, a predicted model, not a curated record
CACUUCCGGCCGCCAUUUUAGAUUCAGAGAUUCAACUUGGGAACGGGUCAAAUAAAUAAGUAAACAAGCUAAAAACGGUUCCUAUAUGUAACUGCAAUACACAGAGUAGUUUACGCUCACGGAGAGAGGAUCUCUUAAACAUCUCCAAAACUCUGGUUAAUGUUGUUUAACGACUUUGUGCGUGUUUGAGAGUUUGCUCUGUCACUGAAACAGUUUAGGUUAACGUUACUGUAACGUGGGUUGCGGGUGCCACAGGAGGAGCCAUGAGCACGCCAUGAGACAAGUGGACAGAUGUUUACACACUGGACUGUUACUGUUCGGACAUAAGCUAAUUAAGUUGGUCAUCCGGCUGAUUAGCUAGUGGCAGCUGAGAAUUUUGAGACAUGUUCAACAUUCGAGAGACAGAGAGAGACUUGAAGAUCUGGCUGGUUGUUCGACAUUACAAUUCCAAGGAACUCAUUCCAAGUCUCCGGGUAGAAUCUGCAGGGGGCUCACCAUGGUGCAGGAGAAGAACGACGGGAUAAACAAAGACAUGGUCCUUCCACCAAUUCAACAGAAGAGACCCGCUUUGUCCUGGGAAUUGAAGAUUAAGAAGAAGCUGACGGUGCCUACCUGUCUGGGCAAGUUCAGACCAUUUGUUGGCCAGUGCUGCCACCAGUGCACCCCAGACAGUCUGCGCAAGAAGCUUGGCCAGAACUCUCCCCUUGGCUUCAACAACCUGCUGAGUGUCAACGAGACGCACACCAGGUAUCGAGGUUGGCUGGUGCGGAGGGUGUGCUGCAUGCUGUUUGUGAGUGGGUGCAAGGCUUACGCGAGUCCUGUUAGCAACAGACUGGAGAGAGUCUGUCAGAGCAACAGGGUGAAGGAGGCACUCACAGCACAGCAUAAAGCACCAGAAGGGGGAGAUUGCCGAGGGCAGAUCAACAGCCUCUCACCAUUCCUCCCCCUCAUUAACACCUGCAUCAUCCCUGGUCUCUUACGAUUUGUGGGCUGGGUGAUGCUGAAGAUGGGAGCCUCCAUGUUUGACAGCAUCCAAGUUAACCUCAACCAUCUGCCUGCUUUGCACACAGCUUCACAAGAGGGAUCUCUGCUGGUUUACGUCUACAUUCGUCAGAGCAUCAUGGACUGUGUGCUCAUCCCUCUGGUGCUCUUCUGUCGCAGCCUGAGAGUCCCAUACACUAUUUGUCCAUUCCAGAUUUACAGCCACUCCCUAAGUUACAGGAUUCUCUAUUUAUCCUACAGGUCAAUCCUACAGAGGGUAGGUGUGGUCCUCCUGCCAACUUCUGCACUGACUGAGAAGGAUGCUGAGAUGGACAGUCUGUACUUACCUGUCAUGACAUCGCUGGUACGUGAGCUGCUACAUGAGGGCCAGGCUAUAAGUGUUGGUGUGUCAGCGGAGUCUGGCCAAGGUUGCCAGUGGCUGGCUUGCAUCAGACAGCUCAUGAAAGAGGGAUCUGUCCCCGAUGUCAGUCUGGUGCCUGUGGGCAUCUCUUACGACUGUGUGCCCAAGACCAAAAUACAGGUUGGCUUAAGCUUUGUGUUGCAGUGGCUGUGGUCUCUUCUAUGGAGGAGACCAGGAGGGAGUGUGAGGAUCCACAUCGCUCAGCCCUUUUCUUUGAAGGAGAUGUGCGAGUCGGGUAGGUGCAGAGUAGAUGAAUGGCUCCCUCUACAGGACCUGUUGCUGCCUGUUAUCCUCCACAACAGAGCUGAGAGUGUGUUUGGACAGAGGAGGGUGUCGUGGCUCCUGCCUUCAUCUCAUUAUGCAUCCGAACUCAAAGAGCUGGCUACAGAGAGAGACCUCAGCAUCGCCAUCACCCUCCACCUCAUCUUCUCUGUGACCUCCUGCAUGGCUGUGAUGUGCACCAGCUUGGUGUCCAGUCUUUUGCUGUACAGACACCGCAAGGGAGUGAGUACUUCUCUCGUCUGUCAUGAUGUCGCCUGGCUCACGGAUGAAGUCUUGUUCAGGAACAGAGAUGUUGGAUUUGGGGGGAGUUUAGUGGAGGUUGUCCACUAUUCCCUCUCUCAGCUCGCCCCUCAUCUCAUCAUGGCUGCAGCGCCAUCCAGGAAGGACCCUUUUAUUAUCCCUCGUCCUUCUCUUGCUGCCACACUUCAUCUCACCCUGCAGGCCCAGAUUGUCACACACGCCUUCAUUUCAGAAGCUGUUGGUGCGUGUGCUGUGUCGGCCAUGCUAUGCGAGGUGGCCAACAGCGGCAUCGGCAGCAGGGUGAGGACCAGCGACGUGAACGGGGAGGAGGUGACAAGUGACAUGGAGUUCGAUGUGGUGCUCUGCCAGUCGGAGUUGACUGAGAAAGCCCUGCAGCUCUGCCAUCUCCUGCCUCCAGGCUUUAUGACACCGUGUCAGUCAUCCCAGAGUUUUGCCCUGGAUGCAAUUGACUGUCUGGUUCGCUGUGGCAUCCUGAUUAUGGAAGAAAUUCCCAGGGACGUUCCCAUCUGUGAUUUCUGGAAGAGGGAGGAAACUCUGACCUGGACCACCUCUGACGACCCUUAUCAGAGUGACUCAGACCGCGAGGAUGAGGAACAGCGUUCCUACAAGAUAAGCCAGCCAAGUCAGUGUCCAGAGAUGCUCUUCUUCCUCUGUAGUAUGCUGGCAGGUCACCUGAGGGCGCUGUGCUGGACCACCACCGGACUGGACCAUCUGCAUACACCUCUGCCAGAGGCAGAGUUUGUGGCUCAGAUACACUCCCACCUGUGUGACACAGCACAUAAGAAGAAACGGCACUACGAGAGCUGCUCCGAGGAGGCUGCGUAUACUGCAGUUAGAACACUAAUAGACCUGGGGGUCCUUUCGGAGGAGUGUCAGAAAGAAGGCGUCUUCCUGGGUGUCACUCCUUUGUUCCAGUUGUCAGAAAACAGGCAGAAGCUGCACCGCUUCAUCUCACAGUACCUCUACAAUUAACGUGUUUAACAGAGCAGCACGACUCAAGGCCUCGACUUGGCAUUGUUUUGUUGCAGAGUGUGACCUCAUCCUCUGUCGGUGUCGGAGAAGCUUGUGUUAAGUGUUACAAAAAAUGAUGCAUGCUGAGCCGGGACGCUCAUGCCUUUAGGUUAAUUGCAUUUUGAUUUUUCAGUGAUGAGACAUUGAUUUUUAAGUUUAUCUUUAGUAAUAGCAUUAGCAUAAAGCCACAGGAGACGAGGAUUAUGAAGUCCCUGUAAUCAGCUCUGAGGACUCUCGGUGCAACGCGUGUUUCGACCAUGUUUAUGUUAUAAUGAAGGCCGCACAAGUUUUGUUUGUAAUGUGAACAUCAAGAGUCAGUUCUGCUCUUUUUCUUGUUUUUCAAAAGUUGAUCAGUUAAAGAAAUAAAGAAGGCCACUGUUCAUACUGGCAAUAAACACACUGGCUUAUUUCAA